Erinaceus europaeus (western European hedgehog) is the source of this 2741-nucleotide messenger RNA. It is a transcript of the gene CAVIN1, whose product is annotated as caveolae associated protein 1. Gene Ontology annotation, cellular component: cytoplasm; caveola. Gene Ontology annotation, molecular function: rRNA primary transcript binding. The transcript is spliced from 2 exons. Gene Ontology annotation, biological process: transcription initiation at RNA polymerase I promoter; termination of RNA polymerase I transcription. The record is from RefSeq and is a predicted model, not a curated record. The annotation marks the transcript as partial. Lineage: Eukaryota; Metazoa; Chordata; Mammalia; Eulipotyphla; Erinaceidae.
GGGACCGGGUCUGAGGAGCUGAUCAAGUCGGACCAGGUGAACGGCGUGCUGGUGCUGAGCCUGCUGGACAAAAUCAUCGGCGCGGUCGACCAGAUCCAGCUGACCCAAGCCCAGCUGGAGGAGCGGCAGGCGGAGAUGGAAGGCGCCGUGCAGAGCAUCCAGGGCGAGCUUAGCAAGCUGGGCAAGGCACACGCCACUACCAGCAACACCGUGAGCAAGUUGCUGGAGAAGGUGCGCAAGGUCAGCGUGAACGUGAAGACCGUGCGCGGCAGCCUGGAGCGCCAGGCCGGCCAGAUCAAGAAGCUGGAGGUCAACGAGGCAGAGCUGCUGCGCCGCCGCAACUUUAAAGUCAUGAUCUACCAGGAUGAGGUGAAGCUGCCGGCCAAACUGAGCAUCAGCAAGUCGCUGAAGGAGUCGGAGGCGCUGCCCGAGAAAGAGGGCGACGAGCUGGGCGAGGGCGAGCGGCCCGAGGAGGACGCGGUGGCCGUCGACCUGUCGUCCGACGAGGCGGUGGAGGUGGAGGAGGUCAUCGAGGAGUCGCGCGCCGAGCGCAUCAAACGCAGCGGCCUGCGGCGCGUGGACGACUUCAAGAAGGCCUUCUCCAAGGAGAAGAUGGAGAAGACCAAGGUGCGCACGCGCGAGAACCUGGAGAAGACCCGCCUCAAGACCAAAGAGAACCUGGAGAAGACGCGCCACACGCUGGAGAAGCGCAUGAACAAGCUGGGGACGCGCCUCGUCCCGGCCGAGCGUCGCGAGAAGCUCAAGACCUCGCGAGAGAAGCUGCGCAAGUCCUUCACGCCCGAUCACGUGGUGUACGCGCGCUCCAAGACCGCGGUGUACAAGGUGCCGCCCUUCACCUUCCACGUCAAGAAGAUCCGCGAGGGCGAGGUGGAGGUGCUCAAGGCCACCGAGAUGGUGGAGGUGGGCGCCGACGACGACGAGGGCGGCGCGGAGCGUGGCGAGGCCGCCGACCUGCUGCGCGGGAGCAGCCCCGACGUGCACACGCUGCUGGAGAUCACCGAGGAGUCGGACGCCGUGCUGGUGGACAAGAGCGACAGCGACUGAGCCCGCCCCGCCCCGCCCCGCCCCUCCUCUCCUCCCCCUCUGGGAACUUUCUCUUAUUCUCGCCGGCCCCGCCUUCCCCCCCCACACACCUCUCCCCCCACGCGCAGGCUAAAAUUUUGUUUCCAAAUCGGAAACACCUCCCCUCCAGGAACACCCUUUUCCCACUCUGCAGCCUACACGGUGGUGGUGACUGGGUGCAUAUGGCUUCGGGAGUGAGCCAUGUCCUGGUUAUUCAAGCCGGGGAUCCCGGAGGAAACCGCUGUUUCCAUGACCACUGCCUCCCCCGCAGCCUCUCUCUCACGCUCACACCCUCUCAGCUUGCUGUCUGUCAUUCCUGCUUACCACGCUCUUCUUUUUCAUCCCGACCCCAUGGAGCCUUCAAAGCCAAAACUACCAUACAGGGAGAGAGGAAUCCUGAAAGUGUACCUGUGCCUACACGGAAGGGCCUGAAAGCAGCUUUUGAGAGAGCCUGGGACAGAGAGAUCAGAGUGAGCCAUGAGAUGAGCCUAGCAGAGUCCCGGGGAAGGAGAGGGGUCAGGGGCAUUUACAUGCUAGUGCACCUGCAGGCUGGAGCACGAAGCUAUGGCUUUGGGAAGAAGGGGACAAUAGUUAAAGGUAUGGACAGGAGAAGAGAGAAUGCCUCUCAGCCGCGUGAGAAACAGGACAAGAAUUCCAUCUUACUGAGCGUAUCAGAGGACGGAAGUGCCAUUUUCAGAAUAAGGAAGGAGGACAGUGUGAGAAAGCGAUGAUACGAAGAGAAGAGAGUUAAAUUUCACCUGAUCCCUCUGGUGGGAUCUGGGUGGCGUUCUUAGGGGCAGCCCUGUUCUCAAAGCCCAGAAAAGUAAAUUCCCAGAAGGGGGCAGCACUAGGCUUCAGAGACUUGAGAGUUAGGAAGAAGGGUGGACUGGAAAGAGAGCCAAGUGCUAAUGGCCAGGCCACUGGGCUGAGAGCUGGAGGGGUGAGAGGGAGAGUAUAGUAACCCUGCCUGUAGAGCAAUUCAGCAUUGCUCCCGGCAGUUUUUUUCUCUAGUUCUUUCCUUAGACUUGGUAUCAUAAAGCUGAAUACUUUGCCAAACAUUGGUUUCCUUGCCCUUGUGGGUUCCUUUCCUGACUCUUGGGGGUGGGAGGAAGAGGUGAGUCGAGAUCAAUCCAGAGGUCUGGUUUCUGGGGUCCACUAACCAUAUUCUCCUCAGGACACAUCAGUCUCCUUGUUCCUGCCCAAUAAAGGUGGUUUGUCAGAAGCAAGGACAAGUAUCCUCCCCUCAAGUCACAACCUAAAGAGGAUUGAAGGCUUCCACCUUCUCCUACAACCUCCUUUUGCCUUGCCUUCUCUGCUUUGCUCUUUUUUUUUAGAACUAUAGCUAAUUUUUUAAGGGGGUGGAUGGAGGGUAACUAGGGACACAAGCCUUUAAUUUUUUUUUUCUUUUUUACAGUAUGAAAGCUUUGCUCUGCCCACCCCACACCCCCCUUUACUUUUCUUGGUUCCCUUCUCUCCUAUGAAUGGUUGGAGACAUAUCAGCUGAGGGAAAACGGGAGUAGUGGGACACAGCCCCUUGGUGCUGAUGGGCUGAAGGGGCCUGAUUGUGGGCACAUACAGUUUUCCUGCAGGCUCUGGGGAGCCUCUUGAGUCGCUGUGUCCUGGUGAGCAGCCCGACCAAUAAAUCUGCUUUUCUUAAA